AUGCGCUACUCCUUCUCUCUCGCCACUUUUGUGGCAAUUGCGACCGCGUUACCAACCUUGGAUGCGCAACGACGUGCGAAAUUGUUCACAGUCGAGUUAGCACCUGGACAAACCAAAGCAGUGACGGAGGCUGGAAAGCUUGCUUUGACAAGCCAAGGCAUCGGCUUCAUUGACGUCACAGACUGGCCGCAGUCUUCAAGGGUACUCGCAAACUACACGUAUCCAACUGAGUUGACGCAAGGCGAAUCCGUCCAAGACCUCAUCGAUCAACUCAGUGGUACGAACAUUCGAACCAACCUCGAAAUUUUUAGUAGCUUCAACAAUCGCUACUACCAAUCAGAAACUGGCAACCAGUCUGCCGAAUGGCUGCUUGCACAAGCACGCAGCUAUAUUCCAUCACGUUCGCCAGUCACGGUGUCUAUAUUCCCGCAUGUGUAUAGACAAAGCUCGAUCAUCGCGACUAUACCUGGCAAAAGCGCAAAAACCAUCGUUGUUGGAGCCCACCAGGAUUCCAUCAACGGCGCGGCGGGCGUGAAUAGGACAACAGCAAGGGCCCCUGGAGCUGACGAUGAUGGCUCCGGCAGUAUGACCAUUCUAGAAGCCUUCCGCACCGUUUUAACGAACAGCACGAUCGCUAAUGGCGACGCCUCGCAUACCAUCGAGUUCCAUUUUUAUGCUGCCGAAGAAGUGGGCCUGUUAGGGUCAGGCAACAUCUUCAGAUCGUACGCUGAGCAGAAGCGCGACAUUGCCGCUAUGCUCAACCAAGACAUGACAGGCUACACGGCGGGCUACAAGUCCCGUAACAUGACACCUAAAUUCGGCCUUGUGACAGACAACACCAAUGCAUUGUUGAACAACUUUACUCGACGCGUCAUCAAAGCUUAUACGAAGACUGAGGUGGCAGACACUGAGUGCGGCUAUGCUUGCUCUGAUCACACCAGUGCCACGAGGGCGGGAUAUCCGAGUGCAUUUGUAUUUGAAGGCGAGAUGCAUGGUCCGAACGACAACCCGUAUGUUCAUACGGCAAACGACACCAUUGAGACGAUCGACUUUGAGCAUACGGUUGAGCACGCGAAGGUUGUCGUUGGGUUCGUGGUCGAGCUGGCUUUCGCAGAUUUGUGAGAUAGAGGCAUUAUUACGUUUAGUAAUGGUUGGUUCUGGUAAGUGACGCGGAUCCAUAGCAAUGGUUGAUAAGCAAUUAGGACUG
Messenger RNA from Cucurbitaria berberidis CBS 394.84, 1207 nucleotides. RefSeq names its product Zn-dependent exopeptidase. The record is from RefSeq and is a predicted model, not a curated record. Gene Ontology annotation, molecular function: metalloexopeptidase activity. The transcript has 3 exons. The coding region runs from base 1 to 1122 and encodes 373 amino acids. Gene Ontology annotation, biological process: proteolysis. NCBI's taxonomy places the organism in Eukaryota, Fungi, Ascomycota, Dothideomycetes, Pleosporales, Cucurbitariaceae.